UCAAACUUGACGUGCAGCUAGUUUUAUUUUAAAGACAAAUGUCAGAGAGGCUCAUCAUAUUUUCCCCCUCUUCUAUAUUUGGAGCUUAUUUAUUGCUAAGAAGCCUGGGCUCUUGGAGUCAAUUUAUCAGGAGGCUCCAAAGAGAGGAGAGCGGAGAGCGCGUAGAGCAGAGCUUCUCCAGGGAGACUUCCUCCAAAGCCUGGAGCUUCAGGUUGGGCACUGGCGAGGCAGCCUCCCGCUUGGCUUUCGGCGAAGCGAGCUGUGGCUGUGCGGAUGCAGGCGGGCGUCACAGCGGCGUGAACCAGCUCGGCGGGGUGUUCGUCAACGGGAGGCCGCUGCCCGACUCCACGCGGCAGAAGAUCGUGGAACUCGCUCACAGCGGCGCCCGGCCCUGCGACAUCUCCCGGAUUCUGCAGACCCAUGCAGAUGCAAAAGUCCAAGUGCUGGACAAUCAAAACGUGUCGAAUGGAUGUGUGAGUAAAAUUUUGGGCAGGUAUUACGAAACUGGCUCCAUCAGACCCAGGGCAAUCGGAGGUAGUAAACCGAGAGUAGCGACUCCAGAAGUUGUAAGCAAAAUAGCGCAGUAUAAACGAGAGUGCCCCUCCAUCUUUGCGUGGGAGAUUCGAGACAGAUUACUAUCAGAGGGGGUCUGUACCAACGAUAAUAUACCCAGUGUGUCGUCGAUAAACAGAGUCCUACGCAACCUGGCUAGCGAAAAGCAACAGAUGGGUGCCGACGGGAUGUACGACAAGCUAAGGAUGCUGAACGGUCAGACGGGGACCUGGGGCACCCGGCCCGGCUGGUACCCCGGCACCUCGGUACCCGGGCAGCCCGCACAAGAUGGCUGUCCGCAACAGGAAGGAGGAGGGGAAAACACUAACUCCAUCAGUUCUAAUGGAGAAGAUUCAGAUGAGGCCCAAAUGAGACUCCAGCUGAAAAGGAAGCUGCAGAGAAAUAGGACAUCCUUUACCCAAGAGCAAAUUGAAGCCCUGGAGAAAGAAUUUGAGAGGACCCACUACCCCGAUGUAUUUGCAAGAGAGAGACUAGCUGCUAAAAUAGACCUGCCUGAAGCAAGGAUACAGGUGUGGUUUUCUAACAGAAGGGCCAAAUGGAGAAGAGAAGAAAAGCUGAGGAACCAGCGAAGACAAGCCAGCAACACUCCCAGCCACAUUCCCAUCAGUAGUAGUUUCAGCACAAGCGUUUACCAGCCAAUCCCUCAACCAACCACCCCCGUUUCCUCUUUCACAUCAGGUUCCAUGUUGGGCAGAACGGACACGGCGCUCACAAACACGUACAGUGCACUGCCACCCAUGCCUAGCUUCACCAUGGCCAACAACCUGCCUAUGCAACCCCCAGUACCCAGCCAGACCUCUUCCUACUCUUGCAUGCUGCCCACCAGUCCAUCAGUGAAUGGCCGGAGCUAUGAUACGUACACCCCUCCUCACAUGCAGACACACAUGAACAGCCAGCCGAUGGGCACCUCUGGCACCACUUCCACAGGUCUCAUUUCCCCUGGAGUGUCAGUUCCAGUUCAAGUUCCUGGCAGUGAACCUGACAUGUCUCAAUACUGGCCAAGAUUACAGUAAAACAUGUGUUAAUUCCGUAAAUGACUAUAUGGACAACAGUUGGACGUUCAGCAGUAUUUUAUAAAGGAAGAAUGGCUCUCAGAGUACUUCUGUACUGCAACUGUGCCCUACGCUGUAACACAUGGAAAAGACUUUCACAUGGACCUUUGUACACUGGAGGCAUUAUAUCAGUUGGAACAAAUCUUCAUUUUGGUAUCCAAACUUUUAUUCAUUUUGGUGUAUUAUUUGUAAAUGGGCAUUUGUAUGUUAUAAUGAAAAAAAAACAAAAAAAGAACAAUGUAGACUGGAUGGAUGUUUGAUCUGUGUUGGUCAUGAAGUUGUUUAAAAAAAAAAGAAAAAAAAAAAAAAAAGAAGCCAUGAUCAACAAGCUUUGCCACGAAUUUAAGAGUUUUAUCAAGAUAUAUCGAAUACUUCUACCAAUCUGUUUAUAGAUUAUGGAUUGAUGUUCCAAGUUUGUAUCAUUCCAUUGCAUAUAAUUAAACCUGGAACAAUACGCACUAGAUUUAUGUAAGAAAAAUAUCUGUUGGUAUUUCCAAAGGUUGUUAACGGAUGAAGCUAUGUGCAAACAGGGGUUAAGAGAGAGCUUCAAUGAAGAAAAGAGUUUGAUAGAUAAAAGGUAGAUUGUGUCUUCGAUAUAAUCCAAUUUGUUUUAUGUCGAAAUGUAAGUAUUUGUCUUCCCUAGAUAUCUCCCAGAAUGAUUUCUAUAAUAAAGUUAAUUUCAUUUAUAUUUGACAAGAAUAUUCUAUAGAUGUUUUAUACACAUUUUCAUGCAUCAUACGUUUCUUUUUUGGUCGGCAAGAGUUAAUUGUUCUUAGAAUAGUUGUACUACUGUUCACAGUCCAAUCAUUUUUGUGCAUCUAGAAUUCAUUCCUAAUCAAUUAAAAGUGCUUGCAAGAGUUUUAAACUUAAGUGUUUUGAAGUUGUUCACAACUACAUAUCAAAAUUAACCAUUGUUGAUUGUAAAAACCAUGCCAAAGCCUUUGUAUUUCCUUUAUUAUACUAUUUUCUUUUUAACC
Melopsittacus undulatus (budgerigar) is the source of this 2602-nucleotide messenger RNA. It is a transcript of the gene PAX6, whose product is annotated as paired box 6. The transcript has 11 exons. Bases 39 to 1586 code for a protein of 515 amino acids. Gene Ontology annotation, molecular function: RNA polymerase II cis-regulatory region sequence-specific DNA binding; DNA-binding transcription factor activity, RNA polymerase II-specific. Lineage: Eukaryota; Metazoa; Chordata; Aves; Psittaciformes; Psittaculidae. Gene Ontology annotation, biological process: regulation of transcription by RNA polymerase II; anatomical structure development. The record is from RefSeq and is a predicted model, not a curated record.